CCAUGAAACAGCUUACGUUUUCAGGAUUUGUGAGAGGAGAAAGAGUAAUCUCAUAAUUUGCUUCGAGUUUUAUAUCUUCUCUAUCUUCUCUCCCCCCCGCCGAACCGUGUAUUUGUGAGUGACAGAGAUCGAGAAUGGUAGCGUCGGUGGCGAUAUCUGCGCCUCCAGGCUCAUUAGCUUCAUCUUGGAACACUAAUUUCCUCUCACACUCUGCUCGGAGAAGCUCACCCAAACUAGUUGUUUCUGCUCUUCCAAAUCAUCAUGGACCAUCUGGUAGAAGCCAUGGAUUACCUUUGAAGCUAAAUGCUCGGAUAUCCCCUCCUAGUGAUCCAAGUAACCAUGCUCCAAUAGAAGCCAAAAAGGGUAAUCCACCUAUAAUGCCAGCUGUGAUGACUCCAGGAGGACCUUUAGAUCUUUCAUCUGUGCUAUUUAGGAACCGUAUAAUAUUUAUUGGACAACCUAUCAACUCACAAGUGGCUCAACGAGUUAUAUCACAGCUUGUGACGCUAGCAACUAUUGAUGAAGAUGCAGAUAUCCUCGUCUACCUGAACUGUCCUGGUGGAAGCACUUACUCUGUCUUGGCAAUUUAUGACUGCAUGUCUUGGAUAAAGCCUAGAGUAGGCACAGUAUGUUUUGGAGUAGCUGCAAGCCAAGGAGCACUUCUUCUUGCGGGUGGAGAGAAGGGGAUGCGAUAUGCAAUGCCAAAUGCACGUAUUAUGAUUCAUCAACCACAGAGCGGGUGUGGGGGUCAUGUGGAGGACGUGAGACGCCAAGUCAACGAAGCUGUUCAAUCUCGUCAUAAAAUUGACAUGAUGUAUGCUGCUUUUACUGGUCAAUCUCUUGAGAAAGUGCAGCAGUACACUGAGAGGGAUCGUUUUCUCUCAUCUUCAGAGGCUUUGGAGUUUGGUCUUAUCGAUGGUGUGUUGGAGACUGAAUACUAAAUUUAGAGGUGGAGAUGAAUCCAAGCUUUUGAAGGCACUGCAUUGCCUUCAUUGAUCUUCAUAUCUUAAUUUUUCGAAGAAGGUGCAAUAUAGUGAUUUCAAGCUGUACCUGUGAAUAAUAUUAUCUCGAAUUUUAUUUUUUUUAAUACAAUAUUGAUAUGCUUGAUUUAGAGGGUCGUAAAGUCAGGUUGAAACUCCAAUUAUCUAGAUUGUGAAAUCCUGUAAUUCU
Messenger RNA from Telopea speciosissima, 1170 nucleotides. RefSeq names its product ATP-dependent Clp protease proteolytic subunit 6, chloroplastic. The transcript is spliced from 9 exons. Gene Ontology annotation, molecular function: ATP-dependent peptidase activity; serine-type endopeptidase activity; ATPase binding. Gene Ontology annotation, cellular component: endopeptidase Clp complex. Gene Ontology annotation, biological process: protein quality control for misfolded or incompletely synthesized proteins. The record is from RefSeq and is a predicted model, not a curated record. Bases 135 to 941 code for a protein of 268 amino acids. NCBI's taxonomy places the organism in Eukaryota, Viridiplantae, Streptophyta, Magnoliopsida, Proteales, Proteaceae.